AUGAACCAAGACAAUGUGAAAGCAGCGAAAGAGGCGGUGGAGAGCAUAGCGAAAGGGGGAAAUUGGCAAAGGGCUGGAGUGGGUGGAAAAGCAGGUUGGAGAGGAGGAAGGGGGGCUGGAGUGGGUGGAAAGCAUUUUGGAGAGGGGGAAGGGGGGCUGGAGUGGGUGGAAAGCAUGCAGGAGAGGGGGAAAGGGGGCUGGAGUGGGUGGAAAGCAUGCAGGAGAGGGGGAAGGGGGGCUGGAGUGGGUGGAAAGCAUUUUGGAGAGGGGGAAGGGGGGCUGGAGUGGGUGGAAAGCAUGCAGGAGAGGGGGAAGGGGGGCUGGAGUGGGUGGAAAAGCAUGCAGGAGAGGGGGAAGGGGGGCUGGAGUGGGUGGAAAGCAUGCAGGAGAGGGGGAAGGGGGGCUGGAGUGGGUGGAAAGCAUGCAGGAGAGGGGGAGGGGGGGCUGGAGUGGGUGGAAAGCAUGCAGGAGAGGGGGAAGGGGGCCUGGAGUGGGUGGAAAGCAUGCAGGAGAGGGGGAAGGGGGGCUGGAGUGGGUGGAAAGCAUGCAGGAGAGAGGGAAGGAGGGCUGGAGAGAGGGGGAAGGGGGGCUGGAGUGAGUGGAAAGCAUGCAGGAGAGGGGGAAGGGGGGCUGGAGUGGGUGGAAAGCAUGCAGGAGAGGGGGAAGUGCGGCUGGAGUGAGUGGAAAGCAUGCAGGAGAGGGGGAAGGGGGGCUGGAGUGGGUGGAAAGCAUGCAGGAGAGGGGGAAGUGGGGCUGGAGUGGGUGGAAAGCAUGCAGGAGAGGGGGAAGGGGGGCUGGAGUGGGUGGAAAGCAUGCAGGAGAGGGGGAAGGGGGGCUGGAGUGAGUGGAAAGCAUGCAGGAGAGGGGGAAGGGGGGCUGGAGUGGGUGGAAAGCAUGCAGGAGAGGGGGAAGUGCGGCUGGAGUGAGUGGAAAGCAUGCAGGAGAGGGGGAAGGGGGGCUAAAGUGGGUGGAAAGCAUGCAGGAGAGGGGGAAGGGGGGCUGGAGUGGGUGGAAAGCAUGCAGGAGAGGGGGAAGUGCGGCUGGAGUGAGUGGAAAGCAUGCAGGAGAGGGGGAAGGGGGGCUGGAGUGGGUGGAAAGCAUGCAGGAGAGGGGGAAGGGGGGCUGGAGUGGGUGGAAAGCAUGCAGGAGAGGGGGAAGGGGGGCUGGAGUGGGUGGAAAGCAUGCAGGAGAGGGGGAAGUGCGGCUGGAGUGAGUGGAAAGCAUGCAGGAGAGGGGGAAGGGGGGCUGGAGUGGGUGGAAAGCAUGCAGGAGAGGGGGAAGGGGGGCUGGAGUGGGAGAGGGGGAAGUGGGGCUGGAGUGGGUGGAAAGCAUGCAGGAGAGGGGGAAGGGGGGCUGGAGUGGGUGGAAAGCAUGCAGGAGAGGGGGAAGGGGGGCUGGAGUGGGUGGAAAGCAUGCAGGAGAGGGGGAAGUGGGGCUGGAGUGGGUGGAGAGCAUGCAGGAGAGGGGGAAGGGGGGCUGGAGUGGGUGGAAAGCAUGCAGGAGAGGGGGAAUGGGGGCUGGAGUGGGUGGAAAGCAUGCAGGAGAGGGGGAAUGGGGGCUAAGGUGGGUGGAAAGCAUGCAGGAGAGGGGGAAGGGGGGCUGGAGUGGGUGGAAAGCAUGCAGGAGAGGGGGAAGUGGGGCUGGUGUGGGUGGAAAGCAUGCAGGAGAGGGGGAGGGGGGCCUGGAGUGGGUGGAAAGCAUGCAGGAGAGGGGGAAGUGGGGCUGGAGUGGGUGGAAAGCAUGCAGGAGAGGGGGAAUGGGGGCUGGAGUGGGUGGAAAGCAUGCAGGAGAGGGGGAAGGGGGGCUAAAGUGGGUGGAAAGCAUGCAGGAGAGGGGGAAGUGGGGCUGGAGUGGGUGGAGAGCAUGCAGGAGAGGGGGAAGGGGGGCUGGAGUGGGUGGAAAGCAUGCAGGAGAGGGGGAAUGGGGGCUGGAGUGGGUGGAAAGCAUGCAGGAGAGGGGGAAUGGGGGCUAAGGUGGGUGGAAAGCAUGCAGGAGAGGGGGAAGGGGGGCUGGAGUGGGUGGAAAGCAUGCAGGAGAGGGGGAAGUGGGGCUGGUGUGGGUGGAAAGCAUGCAGGAGAGGGGGAGGGGGGGCUGGAGUGGGUGGAAAGCAUGCAGGAGAGGGGGAAGUGGGGCUGGAGUGGGUGGAAAGCAUGCAGGAGAGGGGGAAUGGGGGCUGGAGUGGGUGGAAAGCAUGCAGGAGAGGGGGAAGGGGGGCUAAAGUGGGUGGAAAGCAUGCAGGAGAGGGGGAAGGGGGGCUGGAGUGGGUGGAAAGCAUGCAGGAGAGGGGGAAGUGCGGCUGGAGUGAGUGGAAAGCAUGCAGGAGAGGGGGAAGGGGGGCUGGAGUGGGUGGAAAGCAUGCAGGAGAGGGGGAAUGGGGGCUGGAGUGGGUGGAAAGCAUGCAGGAGAGGGGGAAGUGGGGCUGGAGUGGGUGGAAAGCAUGCAGGAGAGGGGGAAGGGGGGCUGGAGUGGGUGGAAAGCAUGCAGGAGAGGGGGAAGGGGGGCUGGAGUGGGUGGAAAGCAUGCAGGAGAGGGGGAAGUGGGGCUGGAGUGGGUGGGGAGCAUGCAGGAGAGGGGGAAGGGGGGCUGGAGUGGGUGGAAAGCAUGCAGGAGAGGGGGAAUGGGGGCUGGAGUGGGUGGAAAGCAUGCAGGAGAGGGGGAAUGGGGGCUAAGGUGGGUGGAAAGCAUGCAGGAGAGGGGGAAGGGGGGCUGGAGUGGGUGGAAAGCUUGCAGGAGAGGGGGAAGUGGGGCUGGUGUGGGUGGAAAGCAUGCAGGAGAGGGGGAGGGGGGGCUGGAGUGGGUGGAAAGCAUGCAGGAGAGGGGGAAGUGGGGCUGGAGUGGGUGGAAAGCAUGCAGGAGAGGGGGAAUGGGGGCUGGAGUGGGUGGAAAGCAUGCAGGAGAGGGGGAAGGGGGGCUAAAGUGGGUGGAAAGCAUGCAGGAGAGGGGGAAGGGGGGCUGGAGUGGGUGGAAAGCAUGCAGGAGAGGGGGAAGUGCGGCUGGAGUGAGUGGAAAGCAUGCAGGAGAGGGGGAAGGGGGGCUGGAGUGGGUGGAAAGCAUGCAGGAGAGGGGGAAGGGGGGCUGGAGUGGGUGGAAAGCAUGCAGGAGAGGGGGAAGGGGGGCUGGAGUGGGUGGAAAGCAUGCAGGAGAGGGGGAAGGGGGGCUGGAGUGGGUGGAAAGCAUGCAGGAGAGGGGGAAGUGGGGCUGGAGUGGGUGGAAAGCAUGCAGGAGAGGGGGAAGGGGGGCUGGAGUGGGUGGAAAGCAUGCAGGAGAGGGGGAAGGGGGGCUGGAGUGGGUGGAAAGCAUGCAGGAGAGGGGGAAGUGGGGCUGGAGUGGGUGGAGAGCAUGCAGGAGAGGGGGAAGGGGGGCUGGAGUGGGUGGAAAUCAUGCAGGAGAGGGGGAAUGGGGGCUGGAGUGGGUGGAAAGCAUGCAGGAGAGGGGGAAUGGGGGCUAAGGUGGGUGGAAAGCAUGCAGGAGAGGGGGAAGGGGGGCUGGAGUGGGUGGAAAGCAUGCAGGAGAGGGGGAAGUGGGGCUGGAGUGGGUGGAAAGCAUGCAGGAGAGGGGGAGGGGGGGCUGGAGUGGGUGGAAAGCAUGCAGGAGAGGGGGAAGUGGGGCUGGAGUGGGUGGAAAGCAUGCAGGAGAGGGGGAAUGGGGGCUGGAGUGGGUGGAAAGCAUGCAGGAGAGGGGGAAGGGGGGCUAAAGUGGGUGGAAAGCAUGCAGGAGAGGGGGAAGGGGGGCUGGAGUGGGUGGAGAGCAUGCAGGAGAGGGGGAAGUGCGGCUGGAGUGAGUGGAAAGCAUGCAGGAGAGGGGGAAGGGGGGCUGGAGUGGGUGGAAAGCAUGCAGGAGAGGGGGAAGGGGGGCUGGAGUGGGUGGAAAGCAUGCAGGAGAGGGGGAAGGGGGGCUGGAGUGGGUGGAAAGCAUGCAGGAGAGGGGGAAGUGGGGCUGGAGUGGGUGGAAAGCAUGCAGGAGAGGGAGAAGGGGGGCUGGAGUGGGUGGAAAGCAUGCAGGAGAGGGGGAAGUGGGGCUGGAGUGGGUGGAAAGCAUGCAGGAGAGGGGGAAGUGGGGCUGGAGUGGGUGGAGAGCAUGCAGGAGAGGGGGAAGGGGGGCUGGAGUGGGUGGAAAGCAUGCAGGAGAGGGGGAAGGGGGGCUGGAGUGGGUGGAAAGCAUGCAGGAGAGGGGGAAGUGGGGCUGGAGUGGGUGGAAAGCAUGCAGGAGAGGGGGAAGGGGGGCUGGAGUGGGUGGAAAGCAUGCAGGAGAGGGGGAAGGGGGGCUGGAGUGGGUGGAAAGCAUGCAGGAGAGGGGGAAGUGGGGCUGGAGUGGGUGGAGAGCAUGCAGGAGAGGGGGAAGGGGGGCUGGAGUGGGUGGAAAUCAUGCAGGAGAGGGGGAAUGGGGGCUGGAGUGGGUGGAAAGCAUGCAGGAGAGGGGGAAUGGGGGCUAAGGUGGGUGGAAAGCAUGCAGGAGAGGGGGAAGGGGGGCUGGAGUGGGUGGAAAGCAUGCAGGAGAGGGGGAAGUGGGGCUGGAGUGGGUGGAAAGCAUGCAGGAGAGGGGGAGGGGGGGCUGGAGUGGGUGGAAAGCAUGCAGGAGAGGGGGAAGUGGGGCUGGAGUGGGUGGAAAGCAUGCAGGAGAGGGGGAAUGGGGGCUGGAGUGGGUGGAAAGCAUGCAGGAGAGGGGGAAGGGGGGCUAAAGUGGGUGGAAAGCAUGCAGGAGAGGGGGAAGGGGGGCUGGAGUGGGUGGAGAGCAUGCAGGAGAGGGGGAAGUGCGGCUGGAGUGAGUGGAAAGCAUGCAGGAGAGGGGGAAGGGGGGCUGGAGUGGGUGGAAAGCAUGCAGGAGAGGGGGAAGGGGGGCUGGAGUGGGUGGAAAGCAUGCAGGAGAGGGGGAAGGGGGGCUGGAGUGGGUGGAAAGCAUGCAGGAGAGGGGGAAGUGGGGCUGGAGUGGGUGGAAAGCAUGCAGGAGAGGGAGAAGGGGGGCUGGAGUGGGUGGAAAGCAUGCAGGAGAGGGGGAAGGGGGGCUGGAGUUGGUGGAAAGCAUGCAGGAGAGGGGGAAGUGGGGCUGGAGUGGGUGGAGAGCAUGCAGGAGAGGGGGAAGGGGGGCUGGAGUGGGUGGAAAGCAUGCAGGAGAGGGGGAAUGGGGGCUGGAGUGGGUGGAAAGCAUGCAGGAGAGGGGGAAUGGGGGCUAAGGUGGGUGGAAAGCUUGCAGGAGAGGGGGAAGGGGGGCUGGAGUGGGUGGAAAGCAUGCAGGAGAGGGGGAAGUGGGGCUGGAGUGGGUGGAAAGCAUGCAGGAGAGGGGGAGGGGGGGCUGGAGUGGGUGGAAAGCAUGCAGGAGAGGGGGAAGUGGGGCUGGAGUGGGUGGAAAGCAUGCAGGAGAGGGGGAAUGGGGGCUGGAGUGGGUGGAAAGCAUGCAGGAGAGGGGGAAGGGGGGCUAAAGUGGGUGGAAAGCAUGCAGGAGAGGGGGAAGGGGGGCUGGAGUGGGUGGAAAGCAUGCAGGAGAGGGGGAAUGGGGGCUAAGGUGGGUGGAAAGCAUGCAGGAGAGGGGGAAGGGGGGCUGGAGUGGGUGGAAAGCAUGCAGGAGAGGGGGAAGUGGGGCUGGAGUGGGUGGAAAGCAUGCAGGAGAGGGGUAGGGGGGGCUGGAGUGGGUGGAAAGCAUGCAGGAGAGGGGGAAGUGGGGCUGGAGUGGGUGGAAAGCAUGCAGGAGAGGGGGAAUGGGGGCUGGAGUGGGUGGAAAGCAUGCAGGAGAGGGGGAAGGGGGGCUAAAGUGGGUGGAAAGCAUGCAGGAGAGGGGGAAGGGGGGCUGGAGUGGGUGGAGAGCAUGCAGGAGAGGGGGAAGUGCGGCUGGAGUGAGUGGAAAGCAUGCAGGAGAGGGGGAAGGGGGGCUGGAGUGGGUGGAAAGCAUGCAGGAGAGGGUGAAGGGGGGCUGGAGUGGGUGGAAAGCAUGCAGGAGAGGGGGAAGGGGGGCUGGAGUGGGUGGAAAGCAUGCAGGAGAGGGGGAAGUGGGGCUGGAGUGGGUGGAAAGCAUGCAGGAGAGGGAGAAGGGGGGCUGGAGUGGGUGGAAAGCAUGCAGGAGAGGGGGAAGGGGGGCUGGAGUUGGUGGAAAGCAUGCAGGAGAGGGGGAAGUGGGGCUGGAGUGGGUGGAGAGCAUGCAGGAGAGGGGGAAGGGGGGCUGGAGUGGGUGGAAAGCAUGCAGGAGAGGGGGAAUGGGGGCUGGAGUGGGUGGAAAGCAUGCAGGAGAGGGGGAAUGGGGGCUAAGGUGGGUGGAAAGCUUGCAGGAGAGGGGGAAUGGGGGCUGGAGUGGGUGGAAAGCAUGCAGGAGAGGGGGAAGUGGGGCUGGAGUGGGUGGAAAGCAUGCAGGAGAGGGGGAGGGGGGGCUGGAGUGGGUGGAAAGCAUGCAGGAGAGGGGGAAGUGGGGCUGGAGUGGGUGGAAAGCAUGCAGGAGAGGGGGAAUGGGGGCUGGAGUGGGUGGAAAGCAUGCAGGAGAGGGGGAAGGGGGGCUAAAGUGGGUGGAAAGCAUGCAGGAGAGGGGGAAGGGGGGCUGGAGUGGGUGGAAAGCAUGCAGGAGAGGGGGAAGUGCGGCUGGAGUGAGUGGAAAGCAUGCAGGAGAGGGGGAAGGGGGGCUGGAGUGGGUGGAAAGCAUGCAGGAGAGGGGGAAGGGGGGCUGGAGUGGGUGGAAAGCAUGCAGGAGAGGGGGAAGUGGGGCUGGAGUGGGUGGAAAGCAUGCAGGAGAGGGGGAAUGGGGGCUGGAGUGGGUGGAAAGCAUGCAGGAGAGGGGGAAUGA
Molecule: messenger RNA, 6762 nt
Organism: Closterium sp. NIES-65
Lineage: Eukaryota; Viridiplantae; Streptophyta; Zygnematophyceae; Desmidiales; Closteriaceae
Source: the annotation of a GenBank genome assembly